Messenger RNA from Periophthalmus magnuspinnatus, 1124 nucleotides. It is a transcript of the gene pdap1b, whose product is annotated as pdgfa associated protein 1b. Lineage: Eukaryota; Metazoa; Chordata; Actinopteri; Gobiiformes; Gobiidae. The transcript has 6 exons. Gene Ontology annotation, molecular function: RNA binding. Gene Ontology annotation, cellular component: cytosol. Bases 135 to 677 code for a protein of 180 amino acids. The record is from RefSeq and is a predicted model, not a curated record.
AAUCACCUGGCUACUGAAAACUGUUUUUCGUAUCGAGUUUAGCCAGCUGUCAUUCGUGCUCUCUUUCACUAUUAAUGUUUCAAAUGUAUUCUUGACCUUUCACUUUGUAAAAAUCGGAUAAAACCUGUUUUAACAUGCCUAAAGGAGGUAAAAAAAGUGGUCACAAGGGCCGUGCACGGAUGUACACCAGCCCUGAGGAGAUAGACGCUCAGAUGAAAGCAGAGAAAGAAAGAAAACAGCAAGAGCAGGAGGAAGCUGAUGGGGGUGAUGGGGCGGCUCAGACUGACUUGGCAGAAGACAAGCUUCCAGGAUCCGGAUCAGAAGACAGUGAUGAUGAAUCUUCUGAGAGAAAAAGAGCUGGUGUAGAAGGUUUGAUAGAGAUCGAAAACCCCAACAGAGUGUCUCAGAAAUCCAAGAAGGUGACACAGAUUGAACUGGAAGAACCAAAGCAGUUAUCUAGAAGAGAAAGAGAAGAGAUUGAAAAGCAGAAAGCAAAAGAACGCUACAUGAAGAUGCACUUGGCAGGAAAAACAGACCAGGCAAAGGCAGACCUUGCCCGACUCGCAAUUAUUAGAAAACAAAGAGAGGAGGCGGCAAGAAAAAAAGAAGAGGAGAAAAAAGCAAAAGAGGCAGCAGCGGCAGCAGCAAGAGGAAUUGACUCACUUUCACUGAAGUAAGAGGUGCAUUAAAAGUAUAAAGGACUGGUCCGAAUUAACACUUUUGCAUUUAGAAAAAAAGUCAAGAAUGAAGAGUAUUUUUUGUGAAUUGUGUUUGCCACAAUUAUACCUGGAAUUGGAAUACUGGCCACAUCAUUGUUUUCAACAUCAAUACUGAGAACAUGUUGUUUUUCCUGUUCACUUGGAAACAGAAUGAAAAUCUACAUGAUUGUAUUAAUAAUGCUAUACUGCACUUUCACUGUAUAUCUGAACUAAUUUGCUUAUUUUGCCAUGUUUUUAAAGUAUCAAUAUCUAUUUUAUUAAUGAGAAAAUUCUGAUUUGUCAGAAUUGUCUCAAUAUUUAUUUUGAGUUUAUUUACCGAUGACUUGGCUUUUGAAUUCACAGCUGUGUAUAACAAAUGAUUGGAGAUAUAGAAUGUAAAAAUAAAAUUACAUCUAAUUUUGGAAA